Molecule: messenger RNA, 1385 nt
Organism: Penaeus vannamei (Pacific white shrimp)
Lineage: Eukaryota; Metazoa; Arthropoda; Malacostraca; Decapoda; Penaeidae
Source: RefSeq, a predicted model, not a curated record
AUGAAAUACUUCGUGACAAUUACAAAACCUGUUGGAUACUGUCAUUUAGGAGUAGCCUUGUCAUAUGAAGCAUUACAGAAAGAAUUUAUGAUGAAAGCCUAUUCAUCAAAUGUUUUCAUAUGGUUUAUACAUGGAAAUACUCUUCUGACUGCUGCACUUGAGAUGCUACACUUCUGUAACUGCCUGUCCCACUGGGUUCGGCGAGCAGCCUUUGACGAGUGUCUUCGCACUCAGGCACUAAAUGAAGUUGGCGGGGGUGAAGGACAAACAGGUAGCAAUCCACGCUUUAUUGGCGUGCCACAAAGUUUAUUUGCAGGAAGCGGGGCCAACGGGCACCAGUCGGAAAACGGGACGGUCCCCGUGCGUUCUGCCACUCUCGUGUGCCUUGUCGAACCCGACGCCUCGUCCUGCAGUGAGGAGCGACUCCGUUCCGUGCAAACCGCCUUCGAAAUGGAAUACCGGGACAUGGAGAGCAGUGAGGCGAUGGAGAACGGGAUGAUCCCGGUCGCGUCAGAGGACAGCGCUUUCCUGUCCGCAGCGUCGUCAGCGACUGCGACAGCGAGAUCGCCCAGGAGGAGAGCGAGGCCCAGAGCGCCUGCGGCGACGCCAGGGCAUUCUGCGACUGGAGUUGCUCCGACGCUGAUGGCAGCCCCGAGCACGAGUUCGUCGCCAUUUGGCUUCGCGGAAGGAGCGAGUUACGUGGCGGCGACUCCGCAGGCGCUCGCGUACCAGUACCUCGUCCAAGAGACCCAAAAUCUGCGCGCAGAGAACGCCUCCCUGCAACAGAAGCUGCACGUCUUUCAACACCUUUUACAAAAUAGGGAGCGGCUCGUGUCUGUCCUUAGAACCCUCGGUAUGGACGCUCACAUCUCAGACCCAUCGAGCUGAGUAACCCUUCUUCUGAACCCCCACAAAAACAAACAAAUAAAUAAACAUUCCUGAAGGACCAUGUUCUGCAGAGCGUGUGGCGCAGGCUUCCAGGUGCUGGGGUUUAGCUCAUGUCCUAUUAAACAGACAGUUGCGACGACCGGAAGGCCAUUGCGACACGAGUUGGGAUUCGGCGAGCAGCUACGUAAACUUAUCUCAACAGGUUUGGACGAAUCCUAUUGAUUUCUAUUCAUCCACGUUUCCAUAGAGGCGUCUCAUAUAUAUGCACACACAUAUGUAUGUAUGUAUUAUUUCAAGAAUAUUUAGAAGUGAAUAGAGCAGUGGCGAGAAACCCGUAACAAUACAAUAAAAAAUAAGAUUUAUACUGUAAGAAAAAAAGGUUUAUCAGAUUAUCGCUCUGACAUUUAUCAAAUAUUCAUUCGCUAGAUUUCGGAGGAGAGCGAGAAUUGACUUUAUUGCAGGAGAUUCAUAAAAAAAAAAAAUCUAUAUAUAUAUAU